UUUAGGAUAAGCAGAACCAACUUCGGACAUAAGGAAAGCGCGACUGUAUGAUUGAGUGGGCUGUCAACGAAUGUGUAUUUAACAGUGUGUGUGAAACGUAAAACAGAUCCUUAUACGGUCAGAGGGGAGAAAAUUGUUUAAAAAACUAGUAAGACAGUUUAUCGUUAAGCUAUUCUCGUUGUUUUAGCCAAUCGUUUUACAACGAGAGCAAAAGAGUUUUCGCAAUGGAUACAUUAAUUCAACAAAAAGUAAUUGAGGUGGCUAAUCAAGUGGAGAAGCAGCUUGAUGCAGAGUUGGAAAAACUUGAUAAUUUGGAUAUAGAUGACAUAGAAAAAUUACGCGAAAAACGGCUGAGGGAUAUGAAAAAGCUUCAGCAACAAAAGCAGACUUGGCUGUCUUUGGGUCAUGGCGAAUAUACUGAAAUUCCCGACGAAAAAGAAUUUUUUGAGGUUUCCAAAAAAUCGAAGAACAUUGUAUGUCUUUUCUAUAAAGAUGAUUCACCAAGAUGUAAGAUUGCAGACAUGCACUUGAAAAUCUUAGCAAAGAAACAUGUUGAGGCCAGAUUUUGCAAACUUAAUGUUGAACGAUGUCCUUUCCUAACAGAACGCUUACGCAUCAAGAUCAUUCCUACUAUAGCUCUUAUCUCUGAUAGUAAAACAAAGGAUUAUAUUGUAGGAUUCACAGACUUGGGUAAUUGUGAUGAUUUUUCCACAGAAAUGUUGGAAUGGAGGAUUGCUCAAUCAGGAGCAAUAACAUACAAUGGAGAUCUAAUGCAUCCACCAGAAGUAACAAAGAAGUCCAGGAUUUCUCAAGUACCAAAAGGAAAGACUAUUCGUGGAAAGGACUCAGAUGAUUCUGACGAAGAUUUAAAUUAAACAGCAUUAUUAGCAAACAAUAUACAACAAUUACAUACCUGUAAUGUUAAAAGAUUACACUCAGUGAUACAAUAGUUAUAAAAUCCCUGAUAUAUAUAUAACUAUUACAUUUCUGAAUGGGACCUUUCAACAUUGUGUAAAUGUAACUAUUAUAUAUUGUUCACUGAGUUAUUUCUUUAUGUACUUGCAAAAAUACUUUGGGCGCUGAUUUGCCAAUCAUUCAUAUUUGUAAUUUAUGAAUUUAUAUAAAAUUUUUAAAAAGGCAGAAUAAUUCCAUGAUAGUAUGUCAUUCAUAAAUUAAUAAAUGGAAUAAAAAAACUCAUACGAGUUUAAGUUCUAA
Messenger RNA from Cephus cinctus (wheat stem sawfly), 1215 nucleotides. Its product is annotated as thioredoxin domain-containing protein 9. The record is from RefSeq and is a predicted model, not a curated record. NCBI's taxonomy places the organism in Eukaryota, Metazoa, Arthropoda, Insecta, Hymenoptera, Cephidae. The transcript is spliced from 4 exons. Gene Ontology annotation, biological process: microtubule cytoskeleton organization. The coding region runs from base 225 to 875 and encodes 216 amino acids. Gene Ontology annotation, cellular component: cytoplasm.